Messenger RNA from Ixodes scapularis (black-legged tick), 1686 nucleotides. RefSeq names its product venom metalloproteinase antarease-like TtrivMP_A. Bases 1 to 1686 code for a protein of 561 amino acids. NCBI's taxonomy places the organism in Eukaryota, Metazoa, Arthropoda, Arachnida, Ixodida, Ixodidae. Gene Ontology annotation, biological process: proteolysis. Gene Ontology annotation, molecular function: metalloendopeptidase activity. The transcript has 16 exons. The record is from RefSeq and is a predicted model, not a curated record.
AUGAAGGCAUAUACUUGCGAAGCUUUUCGUCACCUUCUCGAACGUAGCAUUGCUGGUAGUAUCCCUUGCCGGAAGCCAAGAACGACUGAAACUAUUUGUGCAGGGCUCAACGCCCCUAAAGUUGUUCUCUUCUUUAUUACACUGACGUUUGGAGACCUUGCCAACGCCGUCAACGGACCCCGGAUUGUGUAUCCCAUGGUCAUUGAGGAAAGGUCGCUGGACGCCAAGAAGAUUGUCCGCGUUGACGAGCAUUUAACCCUGCAUCUGUCGAAAAGUUCAGUCAUCGCUGAUGAACUUCACGUAUCUUUAAAUCUGAAAGGGAAACAGAUCGAGCAAAGGCUAUCCGGGAGACGACUUUCGGAGCGGUUAUACCAUGACCGUAGGCACUUGGCCGCGAUAUCCUUGGAGCAAUCUGACGGAUUCUAUAAAAUGAGUGGACUGGUGAAUGCAACGCACUCUAUCCAGCCGCUGGGUACGAUGGCUUGGUCGCUGGGCGGCUCAAUGCCUCACGCCGUACGUGCCGUUCAAAAGCCACGCAUAGCCUCAAGGUCCAAUGGCAUCCCAAACUAUGAAGGCGACCCCGAAUGGUUCGACAAACUGGAGAUGAGUAGAGAUUGGAAAUUUAAGCAUCACCACUGGCCCAAGGACAAAUUUUCGAAUGUGACUAUGCAGGCUAUUAUUGUGGCCGGAGCUGACCUCCUGAACACGAUAUUUGUCGGCCCAGUCAGGGAGGACCCACUGACAUACCUGAUCCUGUACGGCCAAUCCGUUGCCCUUCGACUUGAGGCACUGGAGUACCCAGGGAUUCACAUGAGGCUCAUUGGCGUGUAUAGCGCGCCUUCUGUUGUUGAGACAUUUAUACGAGAACAGCAUCCGCGAACGGUUCCUGCAGUGAGAGUCAGCCUUCUAAUGAAGUCGCCGCGUCUGUUGAAGCGUGGAACAACUCAUGACGCUGCUGACGUAGUAAUCUUUCUUACCAAGUACUCUCUAAGUGAAUCAAACAUUCGGGAGAAUGAAGACGAUGCUGUUGGGUUUGCUGUUCGAGGAGGCGUGUGCACCAGACAUAAGUAUGGCUUUGCUAAGGACAACGGCAACUACGAAGGAGUGGAGAUGGCAGCCGUAAUCACUGCAAGACUGUUAGGUGCGGAGUAUGACGGAAGAGCGGAAGCUUCUGGAUGUCCCGAAGACGACGGGUAUUUUAUGGGAACCGGAAAGAUUUACACGCCCUACGCAUUUUCCAAUUGUUCAAGAAAGAUGAUCAAGGAAACUCUGAAGGACCGCAUGAACGCCACCUGCCUCAGCCCCAAAUACGCGCGGCAGUCAGUUCGCGGAAGCAGGAAAUACAUGGGUGAAGACCUGUCGCCGAAUGAGUUCUGCUCAUCACGCCAUCCGGAUUUGAGAUAUUGUUAUCCGGACCAUAACUUCCUGCCCUCUACCUGCACGGUGGAUUGUUGUACGUGGAACAACGGAGCAAAGCAAAAAGUUUCCACCUAUUUUGGUCAGGACGGAAUGGCUUGCCGUUCUUUCUUCGAAACUUAUAACACUGUUGGCGUAUCCUUAAAUGGAGGCUGUGAAAGGCGUUUAUUGCGGGCUAAAAAGCCACCGCCGAUGGCACCACAGAGCAAGCCACAGAGGAAAAGGCCAACCAAGCCCCCAAUGAGGGCGCCUGGGAGAAGAAAAGCGUGA